AUGAACACUCAAAAGGUGCAGAUAAGUCAGUGUGAUAUGAAAACAGAUCUGAACUUACUGCUUGAAUGCCUUAAAUAUCAGAUGGACUGCCCUCUGUCUCAGAAAGAGGCUUUGAUCACUAUCUAUUCCAUUUGCCAGCAAAACAGUGAAGCGAGCGAAUACUUGCGAGAAAUUGGUGGUUUGAUGUUUAUAAAUGACCUUGCCAAGUCCAGUGCUCAUUGCAUCGUGAAGGAAGCAGCUUUAUUUACACUGGGGAUUAUUAUAGAGAGUAAUGUGUAUUGUCAACAGACUUUGUGUACUUCUGCACUGUUUGAAGACCUCAUUUCAUUUUUAAUUAAAAAGGAUUCUGGUGUGAACUUGAAAAGAAUGUCUGUUUAUGUCAUCUUAGCUCUGGUGUCAAAUAAUAAAAAUGGGCAAAGCUGUGUCAGAGACACAGGCUGCAUCAGCCUGCUGCUGCAGUUGUUCAGAACAACUCUCUGCACGUCUGAGAAGAAUGUGUCAGAUGAAAACUCUGAUCCCUGCUAUCAGCUCUGGUGCUCAGUGUGCAGCACUCUCUGUGCCUGUGUCAACAACCCCCAGAACGAAGAUAAUCAAAACAUUUGCUGUUCAGUUUUUCCCCAUGCCAAAGAGUGGCUGGAGAGUUGCACAGAGCCUGAGAUAGUUCGUCCCAUUUGUUCAUUUCUUGGUCUCACAGUUGCAAAUAACUCAUAUGUGCAGAAGUAUUUUGCUUCUAUUGGAGGAUUGGAUACAUUAGCCAAAGUUCUCCUUGAGCUUAUGCAUGAUUCUUGUUUGAGUCACUCCAGCAUGAAACUUGCCGUGGUAGUAGCAAAGACCCUGGAUGCCUGUAUUGCUAAUAACUCUGCCAUGGGUGUUGUCUUGGCAAAGUAUCACACUGUGUCAGAGCUGCUGAAGCUGCUGUCCAAUGAGAGACUGAGCACAGGAGAAAAAAUCAGUAUUAUUCUAACAAUUGGACACUGCACUGAAGUUUGUGAAGAGAACCAGUGUGAGCUGCUUCAGAACAAUGGUCUGCCACUUAUGAUUCAGGUAUUGACAGAAUCUCAGGACGAGGAACUCAUCAAAGCUGCUACUUUUGUGCUGCAGAACUGCAAACAAAUGACUGAACAGUUGUCUCUGAAAUUAUAUGAUAACUCACUAAAUGUGAACAAUGCAGAAGAAUUGGAUGUGCAAGUCAGAAAUAGAUGUCUGCAAGACUACUGGAAGAAAGCAAAAGAAAUUUUACACAGAAUAAACUCAAUUGAAAAACAGCACAAUGAGGAAAGAGUGCAAGGAGAAAUAUUUAUAGAUGAAUCUUCAGCAGCCAAUUCUUCAGAAGCAUUAAAAUCCCAUGAAGUGAAAUCUGUUGAUCCAAAGAAGUACACAGAAGGAACACAGAAACUCGUCUGUUGUCCACAGUUGACCUCAAAGUUGAAUAAUCAGGUUCUUGCUCCAUCUCUAACUUCUGCUCCACAAAAAACUGAAACAGUGAACACUAUGGAUGCAGCUUCUUCCAGGCAAACUGAACAGAGGAACAUUCCAUGUUCAGUCACUGAGCUGCAAACAUACAGUGUGCCUCAAAGUCACAAUUUAAAUGGGAAAACUGCUUGUGGAAAAAGUCGGUCUAGUCUUCAGGCAGGUGAACAGUUAUUUAAACAACCAGCAGAGACUGUUAAAAAUAUGAAACAGACAUGCACAUCAGGUCAACAUUCAUUCUGCUCAGAGAAAACUGAGAGAGUCAAAAGUACUUCAGCUGUAUCUUCAUCCCAUAAAAUUGCAGAUUUAAGGUGUUUGGGUUGUACAGCAGGAGGACUGUCCUUGAACAGCAAAACCUUCACCAGGAUGUUGCAGAGAUGCCUGCAUAGGUGUGAGCACCACAGAGUUAUCCUGGAGGCUGAAGAAAGAUAUCGAGGGCAGCUCCGCAGGGUGGCUGCUGGUAACAGCAACAGAUCUGCAACUCACCAGAAAAUGCCGCUGGCCUCAGUAGAGAAAGACAGGCUGCAUAAAGAAAUACCAACUUUUAGGAACAAGAAGGAUCAUUUCCAAAGCAUUCUUUUGACUCCAAAUAGAAAAGACAAAUCUAAUACUUCAAAGAGAGAUGAACAUAGUAGGAAUACUACUAGGUGGACUAGCAACUAUAACUUGACACCUGCUUAUGAAAACUCUUUACAAAAAUCCCAGGAUGCUAACCAGAAGAGACAGAGAGUCAAAGAGAUGUGCAGCCAGAAAUGUCAGCAUUUAAAAGAAAAUUGCACACAUUCACUUGACAAAGAUGAGGGCAAUGAAAUGUAUUCCCUGGCCAUGAGCACGAGACCUUUGAACAAGAGAAGAGUCCGAAAAGAUUUCACAACUGAAGAAAUCAACUGCCUUUUGAAAGGCGUCCAGAAGAUGGGCAACCACUGGAAUUUGAUUUUGUGGUCUUACCCUUUCCAGAAAGGCCGGACAAGCGUUGACCUUUCCAAGAAAUACUACAGGUUACAGGUGCAGGUACUCAGCACUGAAUUUUCUACUGAUGGCAAAUGCUUCCAGUUAUCAGGAAAUUGGUCUCCUCUCUGCCCAGCCUCUGUUGUGAUGCUGGUCUAUGAGAGCCUCUGCAGCAGCUUCCCAGUGAUAAAUCCAUGCAUCCCUCACACAGGGAGCAUUGCUCCUGUGCUUUGGAGACCAUGGGAGCAAUUAAGUGACAAGCCUUUGUCUAUGGAUAGCUGGUCUGUAAUUGUGCAGUGGUUUGGGGCAAGAUUUAUCUUGAUAUUUUCUCUUUUAUCUCCAUUCUAUAGAUGAAAAAAGCCCACAAAGGACAUCAGUAACAUCAUCUGUGAGUGCUUUGUUGCAGAAUGUUCAAGAACAGCCUUUGUAACAGUGAGGUAUUACCAGAACAGCUCAGGCCCUUGGAGAAUUUAGGUUGGCUUGGACUCCUGUUUUUCAGUGACAACUGACAGAAUUGUUAUGCAUUGUAGUUUUAAUUUACCAUAACUUGGCAGUUUACUUAAGUAAUGCUAUCAUAGACAACAAAAUCUCUAUUGGUAAAAAUUACAUUAAUUUGGAACUUAAGCUUCUUGAGUAUUUGAUUGUGCAAUUUUUGAGUUAACUUUUUGUCGCUUGCUCUAUGCUAUUUGUAAGAAAAGGAUAUAUUGCUGAAAUGAAUACUUUAUGUCUGGAAGUGCUGUUAAUGUUGCUGUGUCUGAAUCUGUUUCCUCUUAAUUAGUAAAAUGUUUAAAGCAGGUGGAAUAUUUUGUCACGUGUUGAAUAUGCUGCAUGUGCAGAAAAAGGUCUCUGACAGAAAACACUGAAUUUGUGGUUAAACACUGCUGCACAGAGGAGGCAAAUCUUUCACUGCUGCAGAAAUUCUGUACUCACUGUUGGACUGAGCAGGUACUGGUAGAAUUUGGUUUCUGUUUAUAAUUGGACUGUUUUCUGGUGUAUUUUUCAAAUAAGUGAGCAGAACCAGAAUUUCUGCUAAUUACACAUUUUUUAUAGGAAGCUUUACUGAAAGCCUUGGUAACUCGCUUUUUCAGUGAUAGCCUUAGUAUUUCAGUUGUAUUUUUUACUUGUUCUGAUAAAGGAAGGAUAAAUCAAUAGUUAUUUUAUUAUGGAAAAUGUUUAGUUAUUGUAUUAGCACUAGGUUUUCACUAUGAUGUGGCUUAAAUGCUUGAAAACAGGCAAGGUAACCAAAACCUGAGAGACUUGCAAUAAAGAUGAUGCCAAUGAUGCAGUAAAUAUGCCUUCCAGUCUUUUCAGCUGUUGUAAUUUGGGGGUUUCAUUAUUAAAAUAUUGCAACACCUAUAAAAGAUGUCUCUGAGUGGAGCUGUUGCCAGUAGCAGGGUUGAGUAUCAGUGGAACUGUUGGCAGAGUGGGAGCCAGAAGGGCUCCUGAGGUGGAGUGUCCCCAAGGAGGACGCUGAGGUCCCUCACACACUCCAGGUGUUUUCCCUGGGACACCAGCCUAGUCCAGACAAUCUGUGACUUCAUCCUUUCACUGAAUGUCUAUCAGUAUCCACAUUGUCAACAUCUGAAAUAUGUCUCAAGUGGCUAAAAUGUGCAAGGUGUGAAUCUUUACUUGCCACAAGGUGAGAAUGUUGCAAUACUGACCAUUUACCUCACCUUAGGUAAAGUUCAGGUUGGAAAGGCCCUGUGGAGCCUUUGGUCUCCUCUCUUUGGAGCAGGACUAAGGUCAAAGUUAUUAUUAAAGUUGUUCAGUGCUUUGUGAAGUUCUGAGGCUUUUCAAGGAAGGAAUUCCUGCUGCCUUUUUGGGCAGCCUCUGCUCGUGUUUCAGCUCCUCUCAGAAGGCAGGGGCUGGAGCCACAUCACUGGAACAUUCUGGUGGGAUCUGAAAGGGAAGUCAUGGACCAGGAACAGGCAACACCUGAGGUGUGAAUUUGUGCAAGUCAGUCUUUUGCUCUCCUUUGGACUGACUGCACAGUUUUGAUCAGUUUAAUUUUCCUGCACAAGUGCUUUGAAAUCCACAUGUAACAGGCACCACAAAACCAAAAUUGCAUGAGAAUAGUUGAUGUCACUUUUAGGCCGGUUGGGCCACCCAGGGCAGUAUUCCAGCACUUUGAAAAGCUAGAAUUACUGACAAACCAUCGAGGAAAGUCCAUUUGUGAAAACCCUGACAUGCUCUCCUGGUUCUGUUGGUCAAACAGAGGGUGUUAGGGGUGUGAGGAUGGGGUGGUAAUGACAGCUUGAUCAAUCAGCAACAAUUUACACGGUGUGCUCAUCCAGAUCUGCCCCGGCACUGCGGCUGCACUGGCGGGGGCGCGGCAGG
Messenger RNA from Melospiza georgiana, 4755 nucleotides. Its product is annotated as telomere repeats-binding bouquet formation protein 1-like. The record is from RefSeq and is a predicted model, not a curated record. The coding region runs from base 1 to 2772 and encodes 923 amino acids. Gene Ontology annotation, biological process: meiotic attachment of telomere to nuclear envelope; homologous chromosome pairing at meiosis. Lineage: Eukaryota; Metazoa; Chordata; Aves; Passeriformes; Passerellidae. The transcript is spliced from 19 exons.